Molecule: messenger RNA, 727 nt
Organism: Vidua chalybeata
Lineage: Eukaryota; Metazoa; Chordata; Aves; Passeriformes; Viduidae
Gene: ARL2BP
Product: ADP ribosylation factor like GTPase 2 binding protein
Exons: 8
Coding region: 227-721 (164 amino acids)
Biological process (GO): maintenance of protein location in nucleus; positive regulation of tyrosine phosphorylation of STAT protein
Cellular component (GO): mitochondrial intermembrane space
Source: RefSeq, a predicted model, not a curated record
UUGGCCGCGGGCGGGGCGGAAGAGCGCGUUCCCCAGGAGACGGCGCGAGGGGAGGGGGCUGCGCGCCGGCCUGAGGGCGCACUUUGGUCAAAAAGAAGAAAUAACCACUAACAGCUGAAACAUACAGAUUGUGUCUUCCACUCUGGCUAGGCAGGAACAAUGGAGACUUCUGAUGGAGAAAGUUUGGAUGUAGCCACGCACCUUACUGUGAGGAAAUAGAGGCCUGAUGAGAAUCUCCAUGGAGCAGUCUUCUCAUCAGUGCCAUGGAUUGUUUUGUAGGUUGAACCUAGGAAGUUCUUCAGUUAUCUUCUCCACCACUUCUGAUGAGUUUGAUGCAGUUGUUGGCUAUCUGGAGGAUAUCAUAAUGGAUGAUGAUUUCCAGUUAAUACAGAGGAAUUUUUUGGAAAAGCACUACCAGGAGUUUGAUGACUCAGAAGAAAACAAGCUCAUCUAUACAGACAUUUUUAAUGAAUAUAUCUCUUUAGUAGAGAAAUACAUUGAAGAGAAGUUGCUUGAUCGGAUUCGUGGGUUUGAUAUGGUUGCUUUCACUGUGUCAUUGCAACAGCGCAAAGAUGAAAUGCCAGGUGAUAUAUUUGAUCUGCUUCUCACAUUUACAGACUUUCUGGCUUUCAAAGAAAUGUUCUUGGAAUACAGAGCUGAAAAAGAAGGUCGAAGUCUGGAUUUAAGCAGUGCAUUAGUGGUGACUUCAUUAAACCAUUAAACAAGA